Messenger RNA from Haliotis rufescens (red abalone), 3788 nucleotides. Its product is annotated as C5a anaphylatoxin chemotactic receptor 1-like. Bases 1007 to 2383 code for a protein of 458 amino acids. The transcript has 2 exons. The record is from RefSeq and is a predicted model, not a curated record. Gene Ontology annotation, biological process: neuropeptide signaling pathway. Gene Ontology annotation, cellular component: membrane. Gene Ontology annotation, molecular function: G protein-coupled peptide receptor activity. Lineage: Eukaryota; Metazoa; Mollusca; Gastropoda; Lepetellida; Haliotidae.
UUAACCAGGUUCUUAAUCCGCCAGAUAUCCCAAGGAAUCGCCGUUUGACGAGGUCCUGAAAGAGUUUAGUUUAAUGCGGCUUUGAAUUUCAAUUAUAUCAAAGGGUGUCAGCUUUAUUUUUGGGGAAAGCCCAACGCGAAGGAUGCAGUAAACAAUUUGGUGAAAAUUAGUGUUUGACAAACCAAGGAUCACAAUCGGGACGAAUAAGAGAUUUGAACCUACGAUCAGUGUAUCGUCGUAAGGCUAAGGGACACAACUCUGAGUAGCGAAGGCACACAGAACUACUAGAUCACCCGAACACCGUUGCCAAAAUCUGCAAGUAAAAUCUUCUAUGACAUUGCCUACAUCUGCGUAAAACAACAUUCACUCAUCACAUGAUCCCUAUCAAAAUGAGAGUAAUAGUAUAAUCUGCUUCCUGUUUGAGGGUGAGGGUGCAUGUGCAAGUGAACUUCCUUGUCUCUUCAUCCCCAUCUCCAUCCUCACUGAAAUCAAAUCAGGCCUAAAUGUUUUCUACUUGGUCGACGAUCCCUCUGGAAUAAUAUAAUCAGCAUUACAAGUGCCGCCCAUAAUUGUAAUCUCAAAGUGUUUGACAUAGACUGAAUUUGCUGAUAUGAAACUCUGUAUUGAGUUCAUCGUUUAAUACAUAGAAUCAGAAACACUACAUAGAUGUUAUUUAUAGGACCAGAACCAGUGAAACCACACCCCUUUUAAAUCUCAAAGCCCCCACAAAAUAACCCUGUUGAAAGCAUUUUAUUUAAUUUGUUUUAUCGACUUACUGAUCAAAAUUGUCAAUGAACCCCGUAAACAUACAUUUGGAGAACAGUAUGUAUAUGUUCAUGCAAUCCGAAAUACGUAUUCCCAUUUCCUUGUGUCGGAGUCUUGUUUCCCACCACAUACUUCCGGUAGAGUUCACUUUGAUGUGAUAUACAGUGUACUAUCUCCCACUAGCCACCAGAACACACCAUAUGUACAGUGACCCACGACGCCAACUUCAUCACAACUCACCAUGAGUUCAAACAUCUCAAAUCUGAUCAGCGAUGGCAUCGACGAUUAUCUACGCCGUCAUGACGACCUCUACGCCAUGAAAUAUCUCCCCGUCAUCCUCUUCCUCGUCAUUCUGAUGCUGCUUGGCGUCCUAGGAAACUCUUUGGUUUGUUACGUCUACAUCGCCAAGUUCAAGCCAAGCACAACACGAUGUUUCAUAAUCUCUCUGGCAGUGCUGGAUCUCAUCAACUGUCUCACCAGCAUCCCGUUUGAGAUCAUUGAUAUGAGACACACCUACACCUUCGGAGAAUACAAAAUAUGUCGUCUAAUGAAGCUGUUCGAAACCAUUAACUCCAUUGCCUCAGGAAGCGUCCUUGUCGCUGUAGCUGUGGACAGAUUCAAGAAAAUAUGUCGUCCACUCCAUGUCCAGAUGACCACAAAGGUUGCCAACAUCUCAAUAAGCAUCUGUUGUUCUCUGGCACUAAUUCUUGCCCUUCCUGCUGGAUUCAUCUAUGGCGGUAGAACGGUGCCUACUGACAACAUCAACAUCACGGGAGUGGAUUGUUCCUUGUCUGAUCAGUUCAUCGGUUCAACACUGCAUAUUGCGUACCUUGGUGUUCAGUUUCUGGUGUUCCUUGGAGCAACGUUGACCCUGGCAGUUGUGUACAGCUUGAUCUGGAGGCAGAUCAUACGCCAGAAAAGGUUUAAGGAAACCGUGUCUGUACGGAGAAGGGUCGAUGAACGGAUCGUGGUUCUUGAUACACCAACAGAGAUUUCUAUCAAUGCCCGGAACACUUCAGCUGAUAUUGUAAGUUCUUCUAAGUCGGAACAAGACGGAUUCAGAAUUCCUAUGACUGAACUGGCACCUAUAAACCAUGAUGGCACAGGCGACAUCCGGGAUAGAAUAUUAGAUGUCGGAUCAGGCCACGGUGUUCCUAAGAACGACAACAGCAUAUCCCAUGAAAGUGACGUCACAGAUCACAGCAUCAAACCUUUUGGUGUAGCUGGAAACUCUGAAAAUUAUCCUGACAUGGCAUCUACUGGCGAGCCGAACGCUGCUUUAUUUGAACAUGGAAACGGAUCAAAUUCCACACGUGCAAGACGUGUAACACGGUGCUCACAGCGAGACAAAGGAACUCGAAGGACAACGUUUAUGAUGUUUCUGAUAACGAUGGUGUUUGUGCUGUCGUUUCUUCCCCACCUUUCCCUGACAAUCGCGGCUUCGGUCAUGAAAACCCUUCUGAACGAUCUCCAUGGAGUCGGUUUCGUCGUCUUUCACGUCUUUCAAAGGUCCUACUUUCUUCAGAGUGCAUCGAAUCCUAUAAUCUACAGCUUCUGGAACGCCAACUUUCGCCGUGAGAUUAACCGUCUGACAAUGAAGAUUACCAACAAAGCCUGAGCAUGACAAUUGUUCAUGAUACUAUUUGUUUUCUUCAUAUGGAUGUAACACAUGUUUCAUGGAUUAAUCUGUGCCUUCUCCCGUGGAUAUCCUGGUGAACGUGCUGCUGACAUAAAACACCUAACUUUUGUGAAAAAAGAUGACGAAACGUUUAUGUAUUUUGAAGACAUUGUCUAUAUUCACCGGAUCACAAGAACACAUGCCAACUUAUAUUUCACUAAACACUUUGUUUUAUUUUUUAGUUCAUCCUUUAAAUUCCGACGUUGAACUGCUACUGUACUGAACAACAAAUGUUUGGGAUCGUGAAUAUUUGGGCAUAUUUCUUUGUGAAAUUGUGUCUUCACUACAAAAAUAAUAUUACCAAAUUAUUAACAAAACUUAUUUGUUCGGUAUAAAUCAUCUUCCCGAGGCAAGAGCGUCCACUAGCCUAUUUAUCAAAGUUUAUUUUCCUCGUACAAACUAGGCUUUGAUAUAGGCUAGUGGACACACUUGCCUCGGGAACAUGGGUAUAGAUUUACGCUACAAUAAGUUAUUUUGUCGCAUGUUUAAAAACACAAUACAAUUGUUUCCAGAGAAACUAUCAGUGGCAAUAUUCAUAGCGUCAUUUUACAUUUGACUGCCGCACAUGGAUCCAACUAUUGACGCUGCUUCUAGCAAUAUUUGACCUUUAACAUGGCUGGGAGCACCACAGAAUAGGAUUCAUACAAUGUAUACCCAUGUGGGUUUGUUGGUUAUUUUGAAGUAUGCAAUAUUGAAGCUGUGUCACGUCGGCUUGUAACUACUGGAAUAUUACCAGGCCGUCCGGGUACGAUGACACACACACUCAGCCAGGUCACCGAGUCUGACACGACAGGCAAGAAAGUCCUGGGGACCCAUGGUGACACCGAGUUCGUAUUAUAUUGGAUAAACGUGUAGGCAAAUAGUAUCAAAUAUUUAUAUACAAAUGACAAGCUAUGAGAUAAGUUUUGUUUUAAGAUCUGGGUCAUACAUUAUCUACUUAAAUAUAUUCAUUUGUGUAUAUCUUAUAUGCAUAUGUGUAGUAACGUGAUGCUGGAUGUUUUAAAGCAGUAGAACUGCAAUCGGAAACAGAACACUGUCGACAUACAUACAUGCAGACAGACAAAAGGCAUGAGGAUAAACACGCAUUGCAAGUUUUUCAUCGGAUUAGUAUUUGCCUAUCUUGGUCGGACGUCGAGUGUUAUCAAAUGGUCGGUCCCUGAGAUCCUGGCAACUGAUGUCGUGAUUUCCGCAUUAGCCCUCUCAGUUGAUAAAGCAUAGUUAACGUUUUUUUGUUUUUUUUGUUAUUUAACGCCGCACUCAGCAAUAUUCCAGCUAUAUGACGGCGUCUGUAAAUACUCGAGUCUGGAUCAGACAACACAGUGAUUGACAUCAUGAGCAUCGAGCU